GGCAAGUUACUUCGUUUUUAUUUGCAUCAGUUGUUUUAAAUUGAAAACAUUACAAUUAUUUAAAUUGAUAAUUCUCUAUUGGAAGAUAGUUUGUCGACGUUCAAGUUAAGGUUAAUGUAGGCCGGCUGUUUUUUGAUAGAAUAAUGAGUGAAGGCCAAGAUAAUAAAGAUGAUGAGACACAUAAACAAAGGGCCAUUGCUCCUGUGGCCCCAAAAGUGUUCCUGCAAGAGGAAGGUCAAGUUGAAGUGUCCGCAAGUCCUGCCUUCCAGUGUCUUGAUGAGCUUUUUCAACAAGGGAAGCUAACAGGAACCAAGGUGGCACAACUGAAGGCAAGGUACACAGAGCUCCACAGACGGCUUGCCUCAACUAGGGAGUCUGAAUCUAAGUGUUUACAGAAAGCUAAGGAAGCGUCAGCAGUAUUAGAGCAACAGAAUGCUGAACUGGAGAAGGCAGACAACUUCCCAGAGAGCUCUAACACAGAGGUGACUAAGAUGAGGGUACAACUUUUAAAACACACAAAUGAAUUAAACCAGUCAGAAGAAAGGAAAUAUCAGUUUGAAUUCCAAAAAGAAAGUCUUCAAGAAGAAAAAAGAAUGCUCGAACGUGAGUAUAGUCGUCUUCCAAAGAAGGAUGAGAUUGACAAACAAACCAAAGAACUGACAAAAGGAAUUGAGGAUUUGCGAGUAGAAAUUGCACAAAGGAAAUUGGAAGCUAAAAAUUUAAGAGAAGAACUAGAAACAAAAAACAGACAGGUUAUGAUAGAGAAGAAAGAGAUGGAGAAAACCGUUGAACAGGUGGAAAAACUAAAAGAUGACCUUGUUCAGGUCCAUUCACUGCCUGGUCAGUUGGUCAAAGAAAUGGACAAGAUGAAUAAACAUAAAAAUGAACUUGAUAGAAAUAGAUCUGAUGUUGAUGAUCAGUACAUGGAACUUACAGUUCAACUCCAGAAACUGGUAGAGCUCUACCAUAAACUCUCCGACGAAAAGUUUGACAUGGAUAGAGAAAAAGAGCAACAGCAACAAGUACUGGCAGAUAGGCGGCGGCAAUUUGAUAACCUGAUGAAAGACUUUGAAUACAUGAAAGAAAAGGAAGCUGUUUGUCUUGGCGAUAGAGCGACCCUUGACCUUAGUCUGCGUCACAUUCACAUGGAGAAGAAGAACCAGCAUGAUAUUUAUGCCAGAAAACAACGAGAAAAAGAUCGAGAUUUAAGAAAUUUUAGAAAGACAGAGCUGCAUUUAAAAGUUGCCUCCGAGGCUCAAGUUCAUACGCAGACCAUUUAUGACAAAGUGAAGAGCCAAGCAGAUUCCGGACCGAAGGAUGAUGGGAGUUUAAUGGAGAAAAGAAAGGAUCUUCAGAAGGAAGUGGAUGAAAUUAAAAGGAAACUUGCUGCCCAGAAUUCAUUGACUGCGGUAGAACAAGUCAAAGUAGAACAAAGUAUUGCAGAGGAAGAACGGCUCUUGUACGAGCAGAGUGAUCUAAGAAUCGAGGUGGUGGAGUUGACGAGGUUAGGCGCUAUUAAAGGGGACGAGCGCGAGCAGAAGGCGAGGGACUUUAUGCGAGCCGAGUUGCGAUAUCAUCGCGCAUUAGAUGACCUGAAAGCCAAAGAUCUCGCGAUCAUAGAUAACAGGAAGAAACACCUGGAGAUGAUGAUCAGAUUGAAGGAUUUUGCUAAGAUGUAUGAUGUAAUCAAGAAUGAGAGGAACAAGUGCGUGAACCUGAUCCAGGCUAGUACUCAGAAAGCAGCCGAGAUGAGAGAAAAGAUAAAGAUACUACAAAAUGAGAUUGAAAUAUUAAGAACUGCGUGCAAUGCUAAAGAAAGGCAGUUUCAGAAAGCCAAAUUGAAACAUGUAAACGCUGUUGUAAUACGUGAUCAGUUACGCAAUGAUCUUGCGAAGCAUCAGCGGAUUGAAGAGGAAAUGCGAGAAAAGCGAGAACAGCAGAGAAUGGACAUUGCAAAGCUAAACCUGAUGAUAAACCAGGCGGAGGAGCAGAUGGUGAAGUUACGUAAACGAUACGAGAAUGCAGUUCAACACAGGAACGACAGAGGGGUCCAGUUGAUUGAGCGUAAUGAAGAAGUUUGUAUCUUCUACGAGAAAGUCAACAUCCAGGAUGACAUGAUACGCAAGGGUGAUGUUGAGCUGCAGUCACGAGAAGAGGAGAUCAGGUUCCUGAAGAUGCAAGUAACUGAGGAGAACAGAUCUAUUGGCCUAGCUAGGAAGACAUUACCCAAUAAGAAAGCCUUGGAGAGUGAGCUUGUCACCCUGCAGAUACAGUUGUCCCAGUGUCAGGAUCGAAUGUCUGAGCUGGAAAAACAACUGGAGAAUCCAUAUGAUGAGAGCCGUGUACGACUGCUGGAAGGAAAGGACUUGACUCCAGCUGAACUUAAUAAUAAAAUUGAAGAGCUUGAGAUACGAUUGGCUGAGAAGGAAGAACAGCUACUUGAAAAGGAUUUGAUCUUCGACCAAGUAUGUAAGCUGGCGGAGAGAGUCAAUCAGAAGAUGGAUUCUGGGAAGGUUCACACGCUAAACCUUGCAAAAGAGGUGAAUGAUCUCCAGGCCAAAAUAAAAGCUGUCACUCGCAAGAUGAUGGCGCAGGUGUCUGAGCUAUCAAUGACCCAAGCUGAGGCUUUGAAAUAUCAACAAGAAGUACGAGAUAAGGAAUCAACCCUUGAGCAAGCGUACAUCCGCAUGGAACGUGGUGAAGCCCCUACAAAUGAAGCUGCGAAGGAUUGGGAACGAAUGGUGAACGAUGAGAAUAGAAGGAUCGAGGACCGGCAGUACAGACAAGCUGUCCAGGAGGAAGAAGAGCAAUACAUUCUAGCAGGAGGAGCAACAACCACCGCGGAACCACGACCGAAUGCGUACAUACCUGAUGAUGACACCGAACUACCCGUACCACGACCUUAUGGUGCCAACGCUCCAUUCAAACCACAACAAUCGGGUGCUAACAUGAGACACAUUAGGAAACCAAUCAUCAAACCAAUUGAAAUUUAGAUCCUCAUUCUGUGACAAUACAUUGUCUGUGAACACAUCUCAAUAACUUGAAUGAGUGGAUGAUGUUAUUUUGUAGAUGAUCUAUAUUAAAUUAUUUUAAAAAAAUAAGUUGUAUAUUUGUGAAUAAAAUUUUAGCUUGCCUUUUAAUUUAUGACUUGAAUCUAUGAGAUGUGUUAAUGUAACAAAUCUCUUAUCUUAUGGUUUAGCAUAAGAGGAACCAUUAAAGAUCACCAAAAUUUCAUAAAGUUGGUUACAGACCCAUUAAUGAUGAUCAAGAGUAUUGUCAAGAUGAUACAGAGAUUGUUGCGAUGAUCCUUGAGUGUCAACUUUGCUACAGUAUGGGGUAGUGUUUGAAGGUGCAUUUUCAUCAUUAAUUUCUUUUUUUUUUACAUUUUUUUUUGUCUAGCAGUAUUUAUUUUUUAAAGAAACAAUACAGAUAUUCUAAUAUGAAAAUAAAUAAAUAUUGAUUACACAUUUACUUAGCCUUACUACUCACCAACAGAAGUAUCUUCCAUCAAUUGUCUUCUCACAAUUUAUAUUGUGGUUAUUAUAUAGAAUAAUAAUUUUCUAUGAAAAUUAUUACAUUUUUAUAUUUCAUCUAAUAUCGACUGAAAACCAAUAAAACAUCAAUUAUAUAUUAAAACUGGAUUGCUUAAAAGUAGAAUUCAUCUUUAUUAUUAUUAUUAUUCAUUAUAUUAAAAACUGGAAAAAAAGAAAAACUUUCGUUUUUUUUUUGUAUCACUUUAAAAAUAGUAAUAUUAAAUACAUUAGGACAAUGAAACUUCUAAAGAAGAAAUAGGUUAUCUUCCCAUGAAACUGUCUCAUUUAUACAGUACCAAACAAUAUGGUUCUUGCAGAUUAUAUUUUGUAUGUGUUUAGUAUUAGGGAAAUUCUUUCAAUUAUAUUACAGGGAACUAGUUCAACUAAUACAGUAUAUUAUGAAUAUAUUUUGUGUACAGUAUAUAGCAAUGUAUUCCUAGUCAAUUUGAUUGUGUUUGCUGGAUUGUUAAAUAUAUUACAACCGUCCAAUCAAGAUGCUCGAAUGAACCAAAGAACACGGUUUUCCACCGAAAAUUCUCAUUUACUGAUCUUCCUUUAUCUGAAUUUUGCAUUGAUAGGUUAUAAUAUUAUUUUGUGGAUCGCUUCAUACAGUAUGUAUCUGUAUCCUUGAUAUAAUCUUUAUAUGGUACAUUAUUUAAAUACUUCAUUUAAUUGCUAAACACUACUAUAAUUGAAUUGUAUUCCAUUGAUCAAUUCAAUUAUUUUUUCAUUGACUUUUCGAAGGGUUUUUUUUUAUUAUUUAAAUAUUAAAUGAAGCAUUUAAUGAGAAUAUAUAUAUAUAAAUAUAUAUAUAUAUAUAUAUAUAUAUAUAUGAUUAAUGUUUUAUUUAAAAUAAUUGAUUUAUUUAUAAUGUACCUGUUAUGCAAACUUACCACCUUUGUUUAUAUUAUGGUAAAAAUUACAUAAAACAAAUAAAUAAUAUUGUUUGCAUGUUAUACACAUCCAAUAUUAUCGAAAAUAAGUUGCAUACGAGUUUAUUAUAAUUUUUGUAUAUUUGAAAUAUAUUACUGUAUUAUAAAAUGUUUAUUGAUUUAUAUCUGAUAAUCAUCAGUAACAAUGUUUUCCAUUUAAAGGUGCAUUUUUUCCACUUCCUCUAGGUUUAAACAUUGCUUUGAUAUGUACAUAUUCACCACGAAAUAUGAUGUGUAAUAAAGUACAAUAUUAGGCGUAAA
This is a messenger RNA of Anneissia japonica, 4726 nucleotides long. RefSeq names its product coiled-coil domain-containing protein 146-like. NCBI's taxonomy places the organism in Eukaryota, Metazoa, Echinodermata, Crinoidea, Comatulida, Comatulidae. The transcript has 16 exons. Gene Ontology annotation, cellular component: cytoskeleton. The record is from RefSeq and is a predicted model, not a curated record. Bases 144 to 2993 code for a protein of 949 amino acids.